Notolabrus celidotus (New Zealand spotty) is the source of this 2476-nucleotide messenger RNA. It is a transcript of the gene slc24a5, whose product is annotated as solute carrier family 24 member 5. Bases 451 to 2067 code for a protein of 538 amino acids. Gene Ontology annotation, cellular component: membrane. Gene Ontology annotation, molecular function: calcium, potassium:sodium antiporter activity; calcium channel activity. The record is from RefSeq and is a predicted model, not a curated record. NCBI's taxonomy places the organism in Eukaryota, Metazoa, Chordata, Actinopteri, Labriformes, Labridae. The transcript has 11 exons. Gene Ontology annotation, biological process: calcium ion transmembrane transport; intracellular calcium ion homeostasis; melanocyte differentiation.
GUAAGAGUUUCUGGAAUUGCAAAAAAGAAAGCCAACAUUGCUGUUAUUGUGAACCCGGAUGUAGUUAUUAUUUCCUCGUCCAAGUUAUUCAUUAAUUAUUCAGCACGUCACACCUCCAUGGCAACCAGGAUGGUAACACAGUUAAAAAAGUCAUCAACACAACACCUGUGUCUAAAACUCACCUCAGACAUUAUGCCACACUGGGGCGCCAUUCACUCACCGCUGUGAGCACUUCACAGAAAGCACUGUCGACUCUAAGUCAAGCAUCACAACAACAGCAGUGAGGAAAGCCUAAUUUGGCAGACCUGCUUGGAUUACCAAUGCAAUCUUAAUGCCAAGUAGAUUAUUAAUGAACAGGUGCCUGUCUUCUUUGCAUACACUGUCCGUUGGUUUAAUGAUUCCUGACCUCGUGGUUUUCUUGAUGUGAAAACAUGCCGCGGGUUUGGAUGUAUGGGCAGCACGGGGCAUGUCCAAGCAAGCCCAAGGACACCCCGUGGCUCCUCGAACACACACCCCUUUUCUUCUGUCGCACUUACUAUAUUAGUAUAUUCUUGUUUGAGUAUCCAUCUACAAAUUGUCCAUAUAUUGCUUAUUAGUAUGGACUUUGUUAGCUUAUGUAAAAUGAAUAAAGCAAAGACAGCUCAGGAAACCAACCCAGCCAGGGUGCGAAGGGAUGUUGAGAAUGAGACAGAGUGCACCGCACCACAGACCACUGAGUUUCCUGAAGGCUUCUUCACUCUACAGGAGAGGAAGGAUGGAGGCCUCGUCAUCUAUUUCAUGCUUAUUUUCUACAUGCUUAUGGCUGUGGCGAUAGUCUGUGAUGACUACUUUCUGCCAUCUUUAGAAGUGAUCAGUGAUCGUCUGGGGCUGUCUCAGGAUGUAGCAGGAGCCACAUUUAUGGCUGCAGGGAGUUCUGCACCUGAACUGGUCACAGCUUUUCUGGGUGUGUUUGUGACAAAGGGAGACAUUGGGAUCAGCACCAUCGUUGGAUCAGCCGUCUACAACCUGCUGGGAAUCUGUGCUGCAUGUGGACUCUUGGCCUCUAUGGCAGGCCGACUCAGCUGCUGGCCACUGUUCAGGGACUGCCUGGCAUACGGAAUCAGUGUUGCUGCUGUUAUUGCCAUCAUCUGUGAUAACAAGGUUUACUGGUAUGACGCUGCCUGCCUGCUUAUGGUCUAUGUCCUCUACAUCGUGGUCCUGUGUUUUGACCUUAACAUCAGUGAGUUUGUCCUGAGGAAAAUCAGCCCGUGCUGCACCUGUGUGAUCAGAGAACCUGCUAAGACGGCAGAGGUACAGCCACUGAUGGGCUGGAACGAUGACACCCAUCUUCGAGUGCACAGUCGCUCCAGGACAGACAGCGGGAUCUUCCAGGACGACUCAGGAUACUCUCACCUGUCCCUCAGCCUGCAUGGCCUCAAUGAGAUUCCUGAAGCAGAGCAUAGAAGUGUGUUUUCCAUGCCAGAGAGCGACUUGAAGCGCAUCCUCUGGGUUCUGUCUCUGCCCAUCAUCACUCUGCUCUUCCUCACCAUCCCUGACUGCAGGAGAAGGUUUUGGAAUAGAUGGUUCAUGGUAACCUUCUUCAUGUCUGCUGUCUGGAUCUCAGGUUUCACGUACAUCCUGGUGUGGAUGGUCACUGUCGUUGGUGAGACCCUUGGCAUUCCUGAUACAGUGAUGGGACUCACCUUGCUUGCUGCUGGAACCAGUAUACCUGACACUGUGGCCAGUGUGAUGGUUGCCAGAGAAGGAAAAGCUGACAUGGCCAUGUCCAACAUUGUGGGAUCCAAUGUGUUUGACAUGCUGUGCCUGGGCCUCCCCUGGUUCAUCAAGACUGCCUUUGUGGACCCCAACAACCCUGUAGAUGUCAGCAGCAACGGACUGGUCUUCAUUUCCUGCACACUCCUCCUUUCCAUCGUCUUCCUGUUUGUAGCCGUUCAUAUUAAUGGAUGGAAGUUGGAUUGGAAGUUGGGAUUAGUUUGUCUUUUCUGCUACAUCCUCUUUGCCACUCUGUCCAUCCUCUAUGAGCUGGGGAUUAUUGGGAAUAAUCCUAUAAGACUGUGCGGUGACUGAGAUUUGACCUUCCCAGAACUGGAGCCAUUUUGUUGGGAACUGUUAACAUUCCAAAAACACAACAAAAAUUGUUUAAAGUAUAUAGAUCCUCAAAUGUCAAGACAAGGAAGCAUGAUCCCACUUACAUGCUUUUAGAGAUAGUGUGCUGUAAAGACUUGUGCUGGUCACAUCUCAUGAAGAGGAUGAUCUUUAUAUAUGAGGAAAUGUGCCAAAGAUCAUUCACUUGUGUGUUUCAGUGAAAUCCAGACUGGACUUAUUAUAAAGUGAAGACCAGCUAUCAAGCGCUGAAAUGUCUUCCAUCUUACUCAAGACCCAUAAACAGAAACUAUGCCGCCUCAGGAGUGACUGCAGUGGUCAAAUAAAUCUAGAACUGACACGUCAGAGUUAAGUAAUAAAGGUGUUAACUAUU